Messenger RNA from Gossypium raimondii (Peruvian cotton), 654 nucleotides. Its product is annotated as citrate-binding protein. NCBI's taxonomy places the organism in Eukaryota, Viridiplantae, Streptophyta, Magnoliopsida, Malvales, Malvaceae. The transcript has 2 exons. The record is from RefSeq and is a predicted model, not a curated record. The coding region runs from base 1 to 654 and encodes 217 amino acids.
AUGAAGGCUUCCAAUUGCUACAAACUUUUGAUUAUUGUUGUUAUUUUUUGUUUGAAAGAUCAUUGGUUUAUUUGUGGUGCAGAUCCUACCGAUGGGUUCACUCGUGUGCCAUUAACAGAUGAGAAUUUCGAUUUACAGAAACCGUAUAAUAUACCACUUUCUCAACGUUAUAAUUACUCCGAUGGUAUUCGGAGUUUUUGGGUCUACAAUAGAGAUAAGUCCUUCAAACCUGACAGUGACACUAGACCUCGCACAGAAGUGCGUAUAAAGGGACAUGACUAUUCGUCUGGAAUUUGGCAAUUUGAAGGCUAUGCUUUCGUCCCAACAGGGACAUCCGGGGUGACCAUAGUGCAAAUUCAUGGCGCUGCUGAAGGAGCAACGACGCUGCAACUGCGGAUUUACAAUGGAAACAUGAGGUAUUAUCGGUACAACCUGGUGGCCACGGAUCUGUACGACAAGUGGUUUCGAGUGAAUGUGAUCCAUGAUGUAGGCAAAGGGAAGAUCACUGUUUUCAUUGAUGGAGAAGAGAAGUUCGUGGUGAACGAUCAAGGACCCGGUGACUUGUAUUUCAAAUGUGGCGUUUAUGCUGCACCUGCUAAAUCUAGCAACUUCAUGGAAUCUAGGUGGAGGGAUAUUAAGCUUUUCAAAAAAUGA